Messenger RNA from Sciurus carolinensis (gray squirrel), 6347 nucleotides. It is a transcript of the gene Pitpnc1, whose product is annotated as phosphatidylinositol transfer protein cytoplasmic 1. The transcript is spliced from 9 exons. Gene Ontology annotation, biological process: phospholipid transport. Gene Ontology annotation, molecular function: phosphatidylinositol transfer activity; phosphatidylinositol binding. The record is from RefSeq and is a predicted model, not a curated record. Gene Ontology annotation, cellular component: cytoplasm. NCBI's taxonomy places the organism in Eukaryota, Metazoa, Chordata, Mammalia, Rodentia, Sciuridae. The coding region runs from base 887 to 1885 and encodes 332 amino acids.
CGGCCGCUGCUGAUGUCAGCCUCGUCGCGUUCGCUCCUCCCGCACCCACCUCCCCGGCCCCAGGCACACUGCAGCUCUGCGCGGACUCUCCGGCCCCGGCGAGGUGGCUGCAAACUCGCGGGCACGCACCGCGCUCGGGGAGCCAAGAGGGAGGGGACGCGCGCGGAAGGCGCCAGCUUCCUCUCGCCCGCCCCAAGCAGCAGCCAGUCGAGGUUGGAGGCACCCCGGGCCCCAGCACCGCAGAGCAGAGCGGCGGCGGCGGCGGUUGCUUCCCUUUUCUCCAGCCGAGCCCUGGAGCGACUCAGGGACUGGCCCUAAAAAGAGCAGGAAAUCUUGUUUACCGCCCGGGGAGAGGAGCCGUUCGAGCCUUUGUCUGGAAAGUCUGCAUCUCCGGAUCCGGCUGCGAUGUGUUCCUGGUGACAUUAGCACUGGGCAGACCGGUCGGAAGAGGAGGUAGCCAGGGUCUGCUCUGCUCUCGAAGGCGGAUCGAGUGAGUGACUUUGGUGCAUUUGUUUUAAUUUGUGGAAAUCUCUUUCUUUCCCUCCCUCGCUCGCUGCCGGGCAUGUCCUGAUCCGGCGGCCGCUCCUACCGCCCCAGGCUGCCGAUCGUAGCGCCUCCAGCGGGUCUCCCUCCCUCACUCCUGACUUUGCAACACCGCGUUCCGGGAGGACCGACCUCGGCGAGGAAGGAGGCGGGGGAGACACGAACACCGGACUGAAACCUUGACAUGCUCUCGAGAGGACAGGAGGAAGCCAGGAGCUGAGCGCACCGCGGAGGUUGCUUAGCCGCGGGUUCUGAGCGCCCUGCCUUGCGCCUGGGCAGCAGCCUUGUUGGUCUGGGGGGACGUCCCCGCUUCCCGCCCCGGAGGUCCGCGGCCGGCAGGACCAUGCUGCUGAAGGAGUACCGGAUCUGCAUGCCGCUCACCGUGGACGAGUACAAAAUUGGACAGCUGUACAUGAUCAGCAAGCACAGCCACGAACAGAGCGACCGAGGAGAAGGAGUGGAGGUCGUCCAGAAUGAGCCCUUCGAGGACCCUCACCAUGGCAACGGGCAGUUCACUGAGAAACGGGUGUAUCUCAACAGCAAACUGCCAAGUUGGGCUAGAGCUGUUGUCCCCAAAAUAUUUUAUGUGACAGAGAAGGCUUGGAACUACUAUCCCUACACAAUUACAGAAUACACAUGUUCCUUUCUGCCGAAAUUCUCCAUUCAUAUAGAAACCAAGUACGAGGACAACAAAGGAAGCAAUGACAGCAUUUUUGACAAUGAAGCCAAAGACCUAGAGAGAGAAGUUUGCUUUAUUGAUAUUGCCUGUGAUGAAAUUCCAGAACGCUACUACAAAGAAUCCGAAGAUCCUAAACACUUCAAGUCAGAAAAGACAGGUCGGGGACAGUUAAGGGAAGGCUGGAGAGAUAGUCAUCAGCCCAUCAUGUGCUCCUACAAGCUGGUGACCGUGAAGUUCGAGGUCUGGGGACUUCAGACCAGAGUGGAACAAUUUGUGCACAAGGUGGUCCGAGACAUCCUGCUGAUUGGACAUAGACAGGCUUUUGCAUGGGUUGAUGAGUGGUACGACAUGACAAUGGAUGAAGUCCGAGAAUUUGAACGAGCCACUCAGGAAGCCACCAACAAGAAAAUUGGCGCUUUCCCACCUGCCAUUUCUAUCUCGAGCAUUCCCCUGCUGCCUUCGUCAGUGCGCAGCGCCCCGUCCAGCGCUCCAUCCACCCCUCUCUCCACAGACGCACCAGAAUUUCUGUCAGUCCCCAAAGAUCGGCCCCGGAAAAAGUCAGCUCCAGAAACUCUCACGCUUCCAGACCCUGAGAAAAAAGCCACCCUGAAUUUACCUGGCAUGCACUCUUCAGAUAAGCCAUGUCGGCCCAAGUCAGAGUAACUUCAUAUGAAUAUCUCAUGGGGUUUUAUAUUUUCAUUUUGUUGUUGUUGUUGUUGUUGUUUUUAAGAAUCUUCUGAUAUAGGAAAAGACUGCUUUGUCACUCAAACAUGUUCCUUUUAUCUCUGAGUGUGCAUGGGGUUAAGUAAUUUCACAAAUAAUAUGAAUCCUAAGUAUGCCACACAGCAUCAUAGUAGAUUUAAAAUGUAAGACUUUCUAAAAAACCAGAAUCUUCUAUAGACACAGCUGUAAGCCAGGGAGGAAACUUUAGUAUUGGGCAUUUGGUGAGGCUGCCAUGGACUUCAAGGGUAAAUAUAUGAAAACUUCACACCACUUUGUUGCCAAGUGUGGUAAAAUAGUGAAGUCGAUUUCCUCCCAUCAAACCUGAAAUUCUCAAAAAAUACUCUCAGGCAUCACAAACCUAAUUGUUAAAUUUUGAACUGCUGACCACCAAUACUUGAAUACCAAUAGUUACUGAGAUUUUGAUUAGUCUGACUCAGGAUUUGGGGCCUAGUUAACUCCUUAAAUUUUUGAAAAUUUUCAUUAUCAACUUAUAGAGGCUCCAAGUGCAAUUGAUGAUAACAUAUUUAUACCUUUCACAGAAUUUAAUAAUAAAGAUUCCACUUGUUUCUGUCUUUUAAUAACUCUCCCCUUUGUGCCCUUGUGGCCUCCGAAAUCUUUCAGAAUUGCAUGAAUAAAUGUGACUGUAAUCAAUUUAUUUUGGAAUGGUUUAGUUUAAGAACCAAGAGACCCAGGUGAAACAAGCAUCUUUUUUUCUGUACAGGUACCAACAAACCUUGACCUGUCAGCUACCAUCAUCCAUUAAGAUUCUCAGAAUUUGCAAUUACCUGAAUAGAAUUCAUUGACUAUUUGCCCAUUUGAAGACAUCCAAGGGUAGAGUAAGCUAUCUGGGCGUUAACACAGAGUGUCUGGUGUGCAGACCAUGAAAAAGAAAAUUGCCUCCCAUUCCUCUCCUGGUUUUACUCUUAGUCAUCCAGGCAUCCCUGGAAUGGAUCGCCCAUCACCAGCCCUUAGAAAAGAUCAUUCUCUUGCUCCUUCCUUGAAAUCCAAAUUUUGGAGCCUGGGGGUGUAGCUUAGUGGUAGAGCACUUGCCUAGCAUGUGGGGGCCCUGGGUUUGAUCCCCAGCACUGCAGAAAGAAAGAAAGAAAGAUCCAGUUAUUAGGAAUGUUGCAGAAAUCAAGUAAAUACUGCCAAGGGAGAGGAGAGCAUGAGCAGAAUUGCUGGCUCCUAUUUGUAAAAAGAAUGAAUGAUAAUGAAUGUUCAUUUGUCUCACUUCCAUUUCUGCAAGUAGUGGGAAUGCACGAUUCAAACUGAGAUUGACAGGAGGCAAGAUCAUUCAUCAAAGUGGCAGAAAGAAUUCUCCUUUGGUCCAAAGAGAAAUCUGUCACUGUUGCACCUCACUGCCUUUAAACACAGAAGGGAGGGCAAGCAGAAUCUCAGCAUUGAUAUUUGUCCUCCAAGGGAGGAAGAAAAGGUAACUAGGCAACUCCAGAGCCCACGCCCUAGCAAGCCUUCCUGACCAUAACCUCCAACCUCAAAGGGGCCUUCCUAAAACACAGAUUCCAAAGGAACAACAUAGACCAAGGAGCAGAUUCUCCUUCCCUCAGCCUCUCAGGGACAGUGCCUGCUUCCCUCUGUCAGUGCUCAGCACUCCUGGUAGUCUCUUGCAGGUUGACACUCUUCCCCCAAGGUGCAGGCGCUGGACCCAUGAGCCCAGCACCAUUGUUUCUUUAUCUGUAGUCUGACAUUUAGCUUAAAGGAAAAGUAGACCCAGUACUCAAAGGAAACCAGUCGCAAAUAGCUUAGAUCAACAGCGCAUCUUUCCCUUAAGAAUGAUAGUAUCGUAGUAAGAAAAACUCUUUGCAUGGUAUGGAAGCAUGAAUUUUGCUUGUGGGAAAACUUAAUCUUUUAUCAGACCCCUUGGACUUUUCAGGGGCUCCCUCUCCAUGCGGUAGUACUUAAUGAGAAUGUUUGGCUUUAGAAAGCAAAAGUCUACUUUCAGAAGACAAGGAAAUAGUGUAUGUAUUUGCUUAUCAUUUUCGAGCUGAAAUAAGAGUAGGGGUGGGAUCAUUAUUUUCACAUAAAACAAAUUUAUUCUGUGCAGGUUGUUAACACAUCUGGCACCUAGUUUGUCCAUUAAUCCCAUUGCUGUUUUCCCUUUUUAUAAAAUAGCUUCUGCUGUCAAAGUCAAUAAUUCGAUAUACUUUAGAAAGCUAAUUUCUGAUUUCCUUUUGUGAAUUUUCCUUCUUUUAUAGUCAGUAUGAUACCACAGACAUCAAUUGCAAAGCUACCCAUGAUAGUGUGGUUCUUAAGUAACAAAGUGGGUAUGCUCUUAAAAUAUGUUCAGUUUUUCUGUCUACAUAUGAUUUGUGUGCAGUACAAAAUGGGGGGUGCAGGUAUUCCUUUAGCCGCUUUGAAUAUUUAUUCCAGUUGCCACAUGGCACAAAUGACUUCAGUAUUUUACAUUCUUGGUUUCCAAGUGUCAUUUCACCUUCUCCAUACAUAUGCGGAUUUGUUAUUGUGGGAUACAAGCCUGCGAUGAAUGUGUACAUAGAACAUUAAUAAUUCUUACAAAGAUGGAAAUUAAAUGGCUGCAUGAUGGAAAUUUACAAGAAAAAAAAGCAGAAACUUGAAUUUGCUAAGCAUGUUUGAGGAAAACUAGAAUCUUAACUCAGUGCCUCUGUCUGCAAUGUGGAAACCUUCAACUUUAUUCACCAAAAUUGUAUUAUACCUGUAUAUAUAUAAAUAUAGGGUAGUGAGUUCCAUACCACCAAUUUUAAGUCUCUGGUAGCCAAAUGAAAACAAAUAAUCCAUAGGAUAACACAUGUUCACUCCUCUUCAUCUCUGAGUUAGUGCAGACCAUGAAAAUGGCCAUAAGUUCCAUUACGUUGAGUAGGUUUGAGUACGAAGCGUCUCUGUACUUUUUGUUGACUGUAGCACACCAUUCUUGCAUUGACUGUGCUUUCCUGGGAGAAAGAGGUCUCCAUGUUUUUAUUGUAUAAACUCUGUCAGAAAUCACCUCUGAAGAUCAUUUCAUUUUGAACUGUAGAAAGACAAAGCAAAGAAAAUGGAUAACGAUGAGGAGGCUGUGACAUUUUUAUUUGCGCCCAUUAUCCCUGAAACAAUAGGAGCUCAUUGGUGAACCAAUUUAUGAAUGCUUCUGUUAAGGUUUUGCAUCUAUGUGUGAGGGAAAUGGUUUUGAUUAGUUUGGAGGUAUGUAUUAGCCAUGUUUUUGGUUGUGAAAAUAAGUACCACAGUCGUGGAUAUAUAAUGAAGACACUUAAACAACCCAGCAGUACUCCUAAAAGUAAUUAUGUGAUUUUCUUUCAAGGCAAAACAGUGAACUAAGAAAAUAGAUGCUGACACCUCUUGAUAAAUCAUUUUCAGUGAAAGUUUCAGAAUGAUUGUAUUUUUGAAUAUUUUUAAUUCUACUUUCUUGCUGGGCUGGGGAUGCUGCUCAAUGGGAGAGCACUUGCCUAACAAGUGCAAGGCCCUAGGUUCAAUCCCCAGCACUACAUAAAAAUAAAUAAAUAAGAAAAUUCUUUAGUGUCUCCCCCUGGCUUAGAGACAACAAAAUAAUAGGUCAAUAGGAAUUGGCUUAGGACAAUAGGAAUUUGAUGCUUGAGAGUAGCCAGAAUAUAACUAACUCUGAAUAAAAUGUGUAAUCAGAUAAUUCAAUAGAGAGGAAUUGUCUGAAUGGUUUUAGAACUUUUCUGAUCAUCUGACUCAGGCUAGGUGACAAUCUGCCAUCUGAGCCGUAGUUCUUGAAAUUUAAAAAAAAAAAAAAAAAAAAAAAAACAGAAAAGAAAAUUUGCUGUCCAGUGACUAUAACCUGAUCAUCACUAAACUUUCAAACUGUUCUUGCUGAAACUCAAGUAUCACACAAUCGCACAGCGUUGGCAAUGCUGAGGCGGAACAUACUGGCUUCUACCUUCAAAACCAUCUGUUUGCAUUUGAAACGUGUUUAAGCUUUGUAGGGGUUAGUGCAGUAACAGAAUGUGUGUUGAGAGUUUUUCAGAUGCCAUUGUUAAUUGUAAUGUUGUGAGUUAACUAAUGCUUUGGGAUAACCUCAAUGCCUCUGCCUGUUUUGGUUCAAUUGUGUCUGUUGCACUGGACACUCCCUUCAGUUUCUUUGUAUCUCUGAGAAGAGGCCCUCUGGGUUUAUGUUCUCCUGUGCCACUUGUGUAACUUCAAGUGUAAUAUUUAGUGCUUACAUUUUGAGCUGGGAUCCUGAUUGGUUACAUUAGUCAAAAUACCACUGCCACUGCCGAAGGACCAAGUGUUACAGGUGACAAGCAAGGCAAUCGGAAGUUGACACUCACAUGUGCCAUCCUGUAUCGUUUUAUGGCUGUAUGGUGUCAUCCCCGCCCCCAGUUAUUUAUUAUUGUUAAUAACUUACUUUUUCUUACAUUCUCUUGUAAAUAAAGUAAAAAGCAAUCUUCUU